This is a messenger RNA of Durusdinium trenchii, 612 nucleotides long. Lineage: Eukaryota; Dinophyceae; Suessiales; Symbiodiniaceae. The record is from the annotation of a GenBank genome assembly.
AUGUUACCCUUGACCCUUCACAUCCCUUCACUAAAGCCUAAAGCGAUCUAUGGCUCGUUCACACCUCCGGUGCCUGCACCCAUGACGCAAUGGCACUUCGAGGAGUUGAUCAAGCUGGAGCCAUGGGUGCAGGAGAUGCAGCGAUUGGCAGGGAGUCCAAUGCCGCAGAAUUUGCAAAUGGUCGAUGCCGGAGAUCAUUUGAUGGAAGACGUCCUGACACUGCAGGAAGAGUACCUCAAGGAAGCGUUGGCUUUGAGACCCUCCUGGCCCGGCCAGCGAAUGGACUUGGCCGUGCAGCAGAUGGGGCUGGCCCGUAAGGUGUUCAAGGAGGCUGUCCUCUUCAGCUAUGAUCUACGCUCUAACGACAAGCAGCUCCAGGCGGCCAUUGGGAUGUUCCGAGACAAUCACGCACGCCUGAAGGAUGGCGGCGAAGCGAUUCCUGCCAUCAUGCUGCCCGAGCGCCAGGAUCUCAUGGAUCAAUGGGAGCUGGUGGAUGCUGCUUGGAAUGAGCUGCUCCUGCACCUUGGUGGUGAGCUUUCCCCCGACGGGGCCGGUCCGGAAGUCGGGUCCGGAACUCACGCGACGGUCGGGCUUUUUUCGACGUCGGGGUGA